AUGUCUGAGCCAUUAAAUUCAGGCACUGAUUCACAUAGUUACUCUACUCUGAAAGCAUUAAAAAAAAAAAAUCUGGGGGCCAGCGUGAGCGCCCUGCAGCGCCUGGUGGAGCAGCUCAAGCUGGAGGCCGGCGUGGAGAGGAUCAAGGUCUCUCGGGCGGCUGCAGAGCUUCAACAGUACUGCAUGCAGAAUGCCUGCAAGGAAGCCCUGCUGGUAGGUGUUCCAGCCAGAAGCAACCCCUUUCGGGAGCCCAGAUCCUGUGCUUUACUCUGAAGACUGUAGGGAAGAAGUCCGCUGAGGAAUGCUUUCAAGCACCAAGUGAUGAAUGACUGCCUCCAAAUCUCAAGAACACACUUCUCCAGCCAAAUGACUUUUAGAUAUUUCACAGGACCUUUCCUGUGGCCUGGUCCUUUAGCCAAAAUUCUACAGAAAUUUAUGAGUUUCUACUCAAGGAAACUGGGUGAAGGAGUAGAUUUGAAAUAAUAAUGGCCUGGUUCUUUGCUGAAGUGCUUUAUACUUAAACAAAAACCUUACCACCAAAUAUACCAAAAUACACCUCUUUCAUUAAGUGAAUUACUAGUGUUUCUAUACCUGGAAUGUUACGUAUGUUUUAUUUACUAGAUGUUUACAUUUU
Messenger RNA from Balaenoptera ricei (Rice's whale), 634 nucleotides. RefSeq names its product guanine nucleotide-binding protein G(I)/G(S)/G(O) subunit gamma-10-like. The record is from RefSeq and is a predicted model, not a curated record. The transcript has a single exon. Lineage: Eukaryota; Metazoa; Chordata; Mammalia; Artiodactyla; Balaenopteridae. Gene Ontology annotation, cellular component: heterotrimeric G-protein complex. Gene Ontology annotation, molecular function: G-protein beta-subunit binding. Gene Ontology annotation, biological process: G protein-coupled receptor signaling pathway. The coding region runs from base 1 to 273 and encodes 90 amino acids.